Messenger RNA from Vitrella brassicaformis, 3173 nucleotides. NCBI's taxonomy places the organism in Eukaryota, Vitrellaceae. The record is from the annotation of a GenBank genome assembly.
UUUUUGCCUCUCUGCCAUCAGAAAGCGCAGCAGUACAGUACCAUAUCUGCUCUCCUUGAUUGCGAGUCUGCGAGAAGCGAGGCACACGGUUGUUCUCUUCUCUCGCAACCAAGAGUCCUUAUCCCUCACGCGACGCGGAGUCUCACCAACUCGCUGAAUCAGCUUCCCAUCUAGCAAAGCAGGGGCGGCACCAGCCAACUAACACAGCACACGGCCAGGCAGGACGUUUCGGUGCGACAAGCGACGCCCUCGCAGCAAGGCCUUCCUGAUCAGGAUGGGUCAGGGAGAGUCUCAGCCGACGGAGCCCUUCACGCCGCCAGACGACAAACACCGCAAGCAACUCCUGCGCAAGCUCGGCAUCGAGAGCCACUAUGUGCGGCCGCCGCCCGUCGUGCAGCAGGAGGCGCCGGACCGGCUGGAGCGCAUCUACACCACACCGCCGGCCGGGGAAAAGGCCGAGAAGGCCACACAGGGCGACUUUGAGAUGAACAUUCUGGACCUGAGGAGCAAGGAUGACUUCAGGGUCAACUACCUCAAGAAACUCUCCUACAAGUGAGUCUGAGUCGUGUGGUGCGACGUGAUGUGGAAAUGCAGGACGGCGCAAUUUCGUUUGUGUGUGUGGGUAUGUGUGUGUGUGCAGCCAGGUGUGGGUGCCCAACGCCAGGAAGGCUCCGAGGCACCAGACAGGUAUGAGCCCACAGGUGUUGUCUCAGUCGCUGACUCAUGUGUCGACUCGCCCACUCCUGUGUGUGUGUGUGUGUGUGUGUAUGACGUCCCUCGUUGACUCACUCAGUGAUCAUCUUCGAUUGGGACGACACGCUGCUGUGCACGUCAUACCUCAACCUCAGGGGCGACGAGAGCCACCCCAACACACGCAAACAACUCGACAACAUCGCUAACAUUGGGGUCAGGCAGCGGACCGGAAACACCACAAAGACAGACACACACGUGAGUGUAGCAGGACGUGUGUGUCUUGUGUUGUGUUGUGUUCAGCGUCAUUUGCUGGAGCUGGCGAUGCGGCUGGGUCACGUGUUCAUCAUCACCAACGCCAUGAGCGGGUGGGUCGAGUACUCGUCGCAGAAAUACAUACCCUCCAUCAAACAGCUACUCGACAACGGAAUGUGAGCAUCGCUCAGCACCACCCACCACACACACACGCGCACCCACCCAGCCACACGUGUGUGUGUGUGUGUGUUGUGUUAGUGGCGGGAAGAAGAUCAAGAUCAUCUCAGCGCGCGGCAACUAUGAGCACCGAUUUCCCGGACAGUACCAGGAGUGGAAGGUACCUUCCCUACCCACACCACACCCGCCACUCACCCACUCACGCAGAGGGCUUACCUGGCUGGCGCCCUAACUGCGUAUGGCAUCAUGUGUGCAGAUUCAGGCGUUCUUGGAGGUGCAGCGUGAGCUCAAUGCGGAGAUCAUCACCAACCUCAUCUCACUAGGUCAGUGCCGCCAGACAGCAAGCAGACCACACAUCAGCACACAUGGGCACACAACGCUGUCCGUCGGUCUGUCUGUGUGUGUAUACGCCUUUGCAGGCGAUUCCAACAUCGAGAUGGAUGCUGUUCACAUCAUGGGCAAGUAAGCCCGACACACAGACAAGGCACACGCCUCAAAAUGCAACCUCUCCCCACCUCACUGUCUGCCUGCCUGUGUGAUCCUGUGUGUGCAGGGAGUUUUCUCAGGCGUUGAUCAAGACCAUCAAAUUCCGAGAGAACCCCUCACCCGACGAGCUGGUGAACACACGCAACAAACCAGACCGGAGAGGGCGACGUCCGACCCCACCUGUGUCCCCGUCUCAAUCUGUCUGUCUGUGUGUCUGUCUGUCUGUGUGUCUGUCUGUCUGUCUGUGUGUCUGUCAGGCCAAGCAGCUGGAGUUGGUGGCCCAGAAGUUUGAGAAGAUCUGCCUCAACGCCAGAAACCUCAAAAUCGGACUAGAACGGUAACCAACACACACACACAACACACGCGGCCUCGCCUGACCUGUCUGUCCUGUCUGGCUGAUCGAGCGAUGCAGCAAAUGGGUGCACCCCAACCGCCCCAAGCCCGGCACCGAGGGCGCCGCAGCACCCAACCAACCCAACGCCACUGCUGCAGAGGGCGAGGAGCAGCCUGGAUCCCAGCCGAGCACCACCCCUUCCCCUGUCCCUGUCCCUCCCCCUCUCCCCGACAACAGUGCUCCGCCGCCAGAAGCUGCCGCCCACUCUCAACUGGGCAACCUUGGCAUUCACAAUGCGUUUGCCGCUGCCCAGCAGCAGGAGGGGCAGGAGAGCGGCGGGGGUGUGGGUGUGGGUGUGGGACCGAUGGUCAAUGGCAUCAAAGGAGCCGCACCUGCGGAUGGUGGCGGUGGUGGUGGUGGUGGGGGCAAGGAGGCGGGCAGCUAGUUGAGCCGCAGGAGGGGCAUGGAGGAGGGAGUCUGAUUCAGUAGCUGCUGGUGGGCGGCGGGUGGGUGUUGACGGGUUGGUGCUGAGAUGUAAUGUAGCCGAGGUCGGAUGAGUGUUGGUGUGUAUGCUGCUGUCGUGCCUGCCUGUCUGUAUAUCUGCUGUCUGCAAAUCGCCGCCUCUUCUUGGCCCCAGUUUCUUUCAUCUCCUUGAUCAGAACCUUCACGCGAGAAAUCAUGUUAGAUUUGUUUCGUGAAGGUUGCCUUGGGGAGGUGAAGGAUUGGGGGGCCAUACAUACCACAGACAGCCGGAGGGUGCUUGAGAGAUGCAAUGCGAGGUGUGCGUGUGGGUGUGGUGUGUGGGUGUGGGGGUGCGCUGCACAUGCAUGUGGAAGAUGCUGUACAGAUGGAUGGAUGGAUGGACCUGUGGUUGGCUGGCUGGCUGACGCAUUGAUUUGAUUGGUGAGUGUUUCUCUGUACAUGUACUCUUGUAAUCGAAUUGACCCGGAUCUCCCUCUCCCUCUCCCCCUCCCCCUCCCCCUCCCCCUCCCGCCCUCUCUCUCACUCGCACUGUUUCCUCCCAAGAUUUUGAUCGCACUGCAGCUUCUAUUCUGCUGCUGCCGCACUGCUCUCUCUCUGUCUCUCUGUUCCUCUCUCUCAGGCGGGCCAGCCAGCCAGCCGCUCGUGUGCAUGUGUCGUUAUUUUUGGGGCCGUUGGCCCCUCCGUGUGACUGAAUCGACAAGUGACCACGAUUGACGGGUGAAUUGAAGCUUACGUGUGAAUGUCUGUG